Salvelinus namaycush (lake trout) is the source of this 6306-nucleotide messenger RNA. RefSeq names its product cAMP-specific 3',5'-cyclic phosphodiesterase 4D-like. Gene Ontology annotation, molecular function: 3',5'-cyclic-AMP phosphodiesterase activity. Gene Ontology annotation, cellular component: perinuclear region of cytoplasm; nucleus; cytosol. The transcript is spliced from 14 exons. Lineage: Eukaryota; Metazoa; Chordata; Actinopteri; Salmoniformes; Salmonidae. Gene Ontology annotation, biological process: signal transduction. The record is from RefSeq and is a predicted model, not a curated record. Bases 2310 to 4271 code for a protein of 653 amino acids.
CAACCUAAGUGUAUGUAAACUUCUGACUUCAACUAUAUAUAGUGUAUGUAGUCACCAAAGUCCUAUCCCUGUAGCUGAAACCCCUUCAGAUUGGCCAAGACCAUAAGCACUUGGUUCGGGUCCAUUUCAACACAUUGAAAUAUCCUAUUUCCAAUUGGAAAAGGUAUUGAAUUGAACAAACCUCAAGGUUUGCGUCUGACUACAUCGUCAACUCGUACUACCCCCGAAGUGUGUGUGCUGUAUCUUAGUGGGUAUCUAAAUGUGCCUAUGAGCAGCUGGCCUGCUCUCUGGCUUACGUCUGUGGCUUUACAUGACGACUCGUCCAGAUGUGAUUGACGUCAGUCUCACGACAUACAAGCCACCUUCAAACAGGAGUCCCUGCUUACAGACAGGACACACACACACUCUCUCCCUUUGAUGUGGGAGCAGAGAUCAGAGCCUCCCUGCCUUGGCUCUCCACCCCUCCCUCGUUCCCUCCACCCCACCCCUCCCUCCCCUCCUCCUUUAACCAAAUGUUUACCGCUACUGUUUUUUCCCCUCAUAUGCCUCCAUGCAGCCAAUGCCACACCCUUCAUUUUUUUCCUUUCUUAAUUUUCUUUUACAAGGGAGUGUUUCUUCCACGCAACAUAUUAUACACAUUCCUCCCAUAGACUGCAAAGACAGGGAAAUCGCUGGAAAUACCCCUUAUUCAAGAAACAACUAUUAGUAUUUUCACUCAUGGCCAGCGCUUUCACUUCCACUGAUGAUAUCACAGUCUGUCAAACUUUGUGUCAUUCACACUGAGAGGGCUUGACAGAUAAAUACUUGUCUUUUGCCUGAUGAGCUUUUAAUGAACUUCCAUUUUCCUCCAAGAAUGGCUGAAUAUCUCUCGCUGAUUUGUUUGUUCAGUUUGUUCUUGAUUUUAUGCACCUUGUUUGGACUGCGAGGUAGCAACAGUGUGAUUUUCCCCUUUCCAUUGGGAAAGAGCAUGUUGAUCCCAUUCUAAGAGGACAAUAAUGAAACACGGGAGAGAAAGAAGAGGGUCAUACCACAGAGGUCAAGCCAGGGCUGGCCUCCUCUGACGGAGAGAUUUGAGAGGACAAGCACUAGCUAAUUGCUAACAGAUACCCAGCACGCAAGCAGAGUCCUACCGGCUAAAGUUCCAUACUGUAAUACCCACCUGUGGAGAUAGGGGAAAGGGCUCAUGCUGGAAUACCACUUUUUUCACUUCAUGACACUUCAUUCAUUUCAUGCCUUCUUGCCUCCUCGCCUAGGUCAUGGGAUUGAGCAGAGCUGAUGGUAUCAUAGUAAGUAGUCUUGAGUUGCAGGUUGGCAAUGUCCCAAUGGGUAAUGUUUGUAUCAUAGCAAAUGAAAGCAGAUGGUAAUACAGAUGGGUGGUGGUUUGGGUGAGUUCCUGCCAUAGAAGAGCACUUCAAAACCAAGAGAAAAGCACUUCAGGUAAAUGCAAGUCUUUUAAAGAGCUUGGACUUCAAUUUUCACAGAAGUUUCUUUCAACUGUCAACAUUUGAGGGGAGUUAUUUCCUCUCCAAAAGCACAAGAGGCCACAAGAGGCAGGGGUGAAAGUGAGUCCACGAGAGGCAGGGGUGAAAGUGAGUCCACGAGAGGCAGGGGUGAAAGUGAGGCCACGAGAGGCAGGGGAGAAAGUGAGGCCACGAGAGGCAGGGGUGAAGGUAAGUCCACGAGAGGCAGGGGUGAAAGUGAGUCCACGAGAGGCAGGGGAGGAAGUGAGUCCACGAGAGGCAGGGGAGGAAGUGAGGCCACGAGAGGCAGGGGAGGAAGUGAGUCCACGAGAGGUGAGGGUGAAAGUGAGUCCACGAGAGGCAGGGGUGGAAGUGAGGCCACGAGAGGCAGGGGAGAAAGUGAGGCCACAAGAAGUAGGUUCCACACUAGAUGUGAGAGGAUUGAGCUGUGUAGCCAUUGGGUUGUAGCACUCUCUUGACAGGCCUGAGCAGGGCCCACCACAGUAGCUUAUCUACCUCUCCCAGUCGUCUGUCACAAGCGCCUCUGACGUCACGGCCCCGGCCAGAGUUUAUGGGUAUACGGACGGUGGCAUUCUGGAGCCGUUGUGGUGCUCAUCUGAUACAUGGCUGCUUGUGUGUUACCACAGGACCACUGCUGGAUAGGAUAGGAUCCUCCAGUUCCCCCUUGAUUUUGAUGUGGAGAAUGGGCUGCCGGUGGGACGCAGCCCUCUGGACCCCCAGGCCAGCCCCAGCUCCGGCCUGGUCCUGCAGGCCAACUACCCCCACAGCCAGCGCCGCGAGUCCUUCCUCUACCGCUCCGACUCAGACUUCGACCUCUCACCAAAAGCCAUGUCCCGCAACUCCUCCAUGGCCAGUGAGCUACAUGGAGAAGACAUGAUUGUGACACCAUUUGCACAGGUGCUCGCCAGUCUCCGAACAGUCAGAAGCAACUUUGCCAUCAUAACUCAUCUGCAGGAUCGGCCCAACAGGCGGCCGUCAGGCAGCAACCCUCCCUCAAUGCCUACUCAUACCAAGCCAAGCAUACCAGAGGAGCCCUACCAGAAGCUGGCCAUAGAGACACUGGAGGAGCUGGACUGGUGUCUGGACCAGCUGGAGACCCUGCAGACCUGUCACUCAGUCAGCGAGAUGGCUUCCAACAAGUUCAAAAGGAUGCUGAACAGAGAGCUCACCCAGUUGUCAGAAACCAGCCGGUCAGGAAACCAAGUCUCAGAGUUUAUCGCCAACACUUUCCUAGAAAAGCAGCAAGAUGUGGAGAUUAUGUCUGGGCCUCUUAAAGACAAGGACAAGAAGAAGAGGCCCAUGUCCCAGAUUGUUGCGGUGAAGAAACCUGCUCUCAGCCCCAGCCUCGCCCCUACCCAGAUCCCCCGCUUUGGGGUCACCACCCUCCAUGAGAGUCUACUGGCAACGGAAUUUGAAGACAUCAACAGAUGGGGUCUAGAUAUUUUCAAGAUAGCUGAAUACUCGGGGAAUCGGCCUUUGACGGUGGUGAUGUACUCCAUUUUCCAGGAGCGAGAGCUGCUGAAGAACUUUAAGAUCCCAGCCGACACCUUCGUCACCUUCAUGAUGACCCUGGAGGACCAUUACCACACCGACGUGGCCUACCACAACAACAUCCAUGCUGCCGACGUGGUACAGUCCACUCACAUCCUCCUCUCCACCCCUGCCCUGGAGGCUGUCUUCACUGACCUGGAGAUCAUGGCUGCUCUGUUUAGCAGUGCCAUACACGACGUGGAUCAUCCCGGAGUGUCCAACCAGUUCCUCAUCAACACAAACUCUGAGCUGGCUCUGAUGUACAACGACGCCUCGGUCCUGGAGAACCACCACCUGGCCGUGGGCUUCAAGCUGCUGCAGGAGGACAACUGUGACAUCUUCCAGAGCCUCAGCAAGAAACAGGGUCAGUCCCUCAGGAAGAUGGUCAUCGACAUGGUGUUGGCCACUGACAUGUCCAAGCACAUGAACUUCCUGGCUGACCUGAAGACCAUGGUGGAGACCAAGAAGGUGACCAGUCUGGGAGUGCUGCUGCUGGACAACUACUCAGACCGCAUCCAGGUCCUGCAGAACAUGGUUCACUGUGCUGACCUGAGUAACCCCACCAAGCCACUGGACGUCUACCGCCAGUGGACGGACCGCAUCAUGAUGGAGUUCUUCACCCAGGGGGACAGGGAGAGGGACAAGGGCAUGGAGAUCAGCCCUAUGUGUGACAAACACAAUGCCUCUGUCGAGAAGACCCAGGUGGGAUUCAUAGACUACAUUGUCCACCCUCUGUGGGAGACGUGGGCUGACCUGGUCCACCCUGACGCACAGGACAUUCUGGACACGCUGGAGGACAACCGGGAGUGGUACCAGAGUAUGAUCCAGCGCAGCCCCUCACCCACCCUCGAGGACAUGGACCUUGACGGGGGGCCAGGGGCCCUGGAGGCUAUGGCGGGGGGUUGCUGCACCUCCACAGGGGACAAGUUCCAGUUUGAACUCACCCUGGAGGAGGAGGAGGACGAGGGCGACGUCGAGUCAGACCUGGAGAGCCCACCUGAGGAGGAGAUGUCACAGGGGGGAGAGACCUCUAGGAAGACCCCGGCCCUGUCUCAAUCCCCAGAGCCCAGCAGCAGCACCAGACACCGGCCCCCCUCCCCUCACCCUGGCCGGGCCUUCAGUCUGACCACCAUGUCAGUUAGGAGCCCCGGCCAUCUCAGGACGUUGAGCCCCGGGCUGGACGGGGACGACAGAGACGAUAGGGACAGAGAACUGGGUCAGGAAGGCAAUAGUGUAGCGUACCUACGGCUUGGCACGUAACACCAACCCUAGCCCACCCAGCACCUCAUUCAGUCCCUGCCUUGGUUCGUGGGUCCCAGCAGCAAUUGGACGUGCAAGGUGGGCUUUUUAACAACAGUAUGUAAUGACAACAGUCCCUUUACACUGAAGACACCUUUACACUGACCACUUUCCCUCUGUUUAAUCUUGUAGAACAAGAAGUAUCGUUAUAUCCUCUUUUUUUCUCCUUUGUGCCAGAUGGGACUUUUUAGUCCUGCUUUCUGUAGUUGAUUCUAGGGGUAAAGUGUCAGAAACAGACUGCUGUAUAUGUCUAGCUGAUCAAAGGUAGAACUAAUUACAUGGCUAACCAGUCUCACCAACGUCUCCUGAUGGAGCAAGGAAUUCUACUGAGAAAAUGUCUUCCUCAAAAUGAUGGAAUAUAGAUCUAUUCAAUAGAAUAUUGUAAGGAUUGUGAUCAAUUUACAGGGUCUUAGAACUGUUGCACCAUACAAUUAGGGGGAUUAUAUUUGUUUGAAUUCAGUAAGCAUAAACUAGUAUAUUUGAUUUAGUUUCUGAGAGUUCUGUGAAUGAUAAGUUUAACCAAAUCCAGUAUGUACCUGAAUAGUGAGAUAAUUGUGACUUAAACCCCAGGGUAUGGAGAGAGAAAUUAUUUUAAUGUAGCACAGACUUCUUGGUUACCCCUUAACCUAGACUGCCUGUUUCGAGUUGUCGCUGACGACAAACGUUUCUUAGAACUUCAAGAGGUUCAAGUUAUGCAAAAAGACAUAACUGAUUGACAUGUGUCUGGCGCCCUCUAUUGAUCUAAAUUAAAAGUUUGAGUUUGAGAACUAAAGCAAGUUAAGUAUGGAGGAUGAAACAAACAGUACCAGUAUAAUUAUAUACAGUGGGGGUCUGAAAUUAUUGACACCCUUGAUACAGACUAAUUUAUAAGAAUCUUUAGGGGUGUCAAUAAUUCUGACCCCUACCUUUUAGGUGAAAAAAAAAAGUCAUUUUUUUAGCACACAAUAUAGCUCAGUAUUUUUAUGAUUUAUUUUAUACAGUCAGUAUUGCUAUUCUUUAUCAAGGGUGUCAAUCAUUUCAGACCCCACUGUAUACAAGUCAAGCAUUUAAAAAAUGUCCUGAAGUACUGUGGUUGAUUGGGUUGUUUUAAAUCUAGACAAACACCACUUACACUCAUAUUUGUAAAAUUGUAUUUGUUUUUAUGGGAUCAUGUUUUACAUUUGUGUCACAUUUUUAAAUAUGAUAUGAAAUGGUUCUGUUUUCUUUUAUAUAUUUGGGAUGUCCUCACUAUGUCUGAUUGUCUCUGUGCUUUGUAAGCAUAGUUAUCAGGGUGCCUCCACCAUCCAGUAGCACUUUACAAUCUCUGUUGUAAAUUAAUUCAGUUCUGAAGCGCUUGAGCCAAACCAUGAUUCGACUGGACAGCUUACUGAAGGUUGUGUAGAUCUGAGAGGAAUGGAUAGGUGUAAUAAAUGUGGUAAAAAUUCCACCUAACCUAUCAGAGUGGUUAAAUUGUGGUUAAAAUAUCAGGUGGUUAAAUUCUCAUAUACUGUAGCUUAAACCUAUGAAAUCCUGUCAGAUCUCCACAAGUGUCUAGGGGUUAGGGGCUAUGGGUUGUUUCUGGACAGGGCCGUAGAGUAGACUAAUAAGGGUUUUUGUCCAGUAGGGUGCGAUGCUUUGAAAGUUGCAGAUAGAAAUGUAGUGAACAGAGUUGAUAUGAUUCCCUGUAAUACACAACAGAAAAUCAUGUCUGUAUUGACAUUUGAUAACUUCCCAUUUGCCUGAAUAAGCCCCUAAUGUCUUGUUUAAUUUGUUCUUGAGGGAAACAAGUUUAUAGGGAAAAUUGUGCCACAAGUGUUUGGAAUUUGAACCAACGCAUCUGCCAGCCUAAGUCGUUAUGAAAUGUUUAACACAAUGUUCUCUCUGAACUGUUGAUUGUAUUCAUGUUAUUUUAUCAAUUGUUAGACUUAUGCUAAUUUUUUUAAUGGGAAAUGUUGCACCUUAAUACGUUGGAUGUAAUGCUUCGACUUAAAUGCUACAUUCAAUUUUGUCAAGUUGA